AUGUUCAUCAAACAGAUCAUCAUUCAAGGCUUCAAGUCCUAUAAGAAUCAGACCGUCAUCGAACCAUUCAGUGCACAACACAACGUUAUUGUUGGUCGAAAUGGCUCUGGAAAGAGUAACUUUUUUGCAGCAAUUCGCUUUGUCCUGAGCGAUGCAUACACAAACAUGGGUCGUGAGGACCGACAGGCUCUUCUUCAUGAAGGAUCCGGCGCAGCGACCAUGUCGGCCUACGUCGAAAUCAUCUUUGAUAACAGCGACAAUCGGUUUCCGACUGGCAAGGAUGAGUUGGUAAUGCGUCGUACCAUCGGACUCAAGAAGGACGAGUACUCGUUAGACAAGAAGAGUGCUACGAAGACGGAUGUCAUGAGCAUGCUAGAGAGCGCUGGCUUCUCGAGGUCGAACCCGUACUAUAUCGUCCCACAAGGAAGAAUCACCUCUCUCACUAAUGCAAAGGACCACGAAAGGCUCUUGCUGCUAAAAGAAGUCGCAGGGACUCGGGUGUAUGAACAACGGAGACAGGAGAGUUUGAAAAUCAUCGGGGAGACAGACACAAAGCGCAAGAACAUUGAGGAGCUGUUGGCGUACAUUGAACAACGCUUGGAAGAACUGGAGGAAGAAAAAGAGGAAUUGAAGCUGUAUCAAGAGCAUGACCGCCGUCGGAGAUGCCUUGAGUAUACAAUUUACAGCCGUGAGCUGAAGGACGUGAAUGAAGCAUUGGACGAGAUGGAAGAGGGUCAUAAGCAGGAACUCGAUGGAUCAAACCAGCAGCAAAAGGACUUUCAGGAGAGGGAGGCUCAUCUGGCGGCAUUGGAGCAGGAAAUCAGCAAGGAAAAGCAACAUGCCGAACUGCUGCUUGCGGAAAAGAGACAGUUGGACCACGAACUAGAGAUCCAGGCCAAGACCAAGGCACAAACCGAGCUCCGAAUCAAGGACCAUGAGGAUAACGCCGAGAUGACCUCAGAGAGCAAGCAACGGAAUCAGGAAGAGCUGAAGGCGGUUGAGGAUGAGAUCCAGUCAAAGGAGUCUGAACUCUCCCAGGUCCUCCCAGAGUUCCAGGCAUGUGAGGCCGAAGAACGCCAGCUUCGAGAGGAGCUUGAGCGAGUGGAGAUGCAACGUGAGACGCUUUAUUCAAAACAGGGACGCGCCGGCCAAUUCCAAUCCAAAGCUCAUCGCGAUGAGUGGAUCCGCAACGAAAUGAACGAUAUCCAGCAAUCCUUCAACAGACAAACAGCCCAGGCGACUCUGACCGAAAAUGAACUGCAGACACAGCGAUCUCAGUUGGCACAGAUCAAAGAAAAGAUCAAGGCCGUGCGUGAGCAAGAGGCUGCACGGAAGACGGAAAUUGAAGGAUGUUUACAGGAGUUGACGACGGUCAAAGCUGAGCGCGAUAAGUUGACCGACCAAAGAAAGGAUUUAUGGCGUGAAGACGCAAAGAUGGACUCGACUCUUAAUAACCUUCGUGAGGAAUAUCGCAAAUCCGAGAGGUCCUUGGGCGCAUCGAUGGACAAGAGUACUAGUGCGGGUCUGGCUGCUGUCGGAAGAAUCGUAAAGGCCCUGAAUCUGGAUGGCGUGUAUGGCCCUCUCUAUGAGCUCUUUGAUGUUGAGGACCAAUACGAUGUUGCUGUGAAUAUGACUGCAGGGUCAAGUCUGUUCCAUGUUGUUGUUGACACAGAGACCACUGCUACUCGAGUGCUUGAGAUCCUGAACAAGGAGAAGGCAGGCCGUGUAACCUUCAUGCCCCUGAAUCGUCUGAAUCCUAGCCCUUCGACAUAUCCCGAGGCCAACGAUGCAAUUCCUAUGAUCACAAAGCUGAAGUUCGAUCCUAAAUUUACAAAAGCGUUCGAACAGGUCUUUGGUAGAGCGUUGAUCUGUCGCACGCUCGAGAUUGCGGCCACUUACUCGCGAAGCUACAACCUGAACGGAAUUACCCUCGACGGAGACCGUGUUGAUCGCAAGGGUGCUCUGACCGGAGGAUAUCAGGACACCAGAAAUUCCAGGUUACACUCGAUUAAGAGCAUCAAGUUCUUUAAUGCGAAAUAUCAGGUGGCUACGGAACGGUGUCAAGUUGUUAAACAGGAGAUUUUGAGUCUUGACCAAAGGAUUACUGGACUGUUGAACAGGAUUCAGCAGAUUGAUGCGCGAAGGAAACAGUUACUUGACAAGCGCGAGACACUUGUGAUCGAGUUCAAGUCCCUGACAAAGGAUGAGACGAUGUUGAAAGAGGCUAGUGAGACCAAGGAGAAUGCGCACCGCAAUCUUACAGCUGAUCUUAAACUUCUACAGGCGCAGCUGGCUGCUCUCAGCGAGGAGCUCCGGUCGGAUAUGACUCAGACCCUUACUGCUGCCGAACACCAACUCUUGAACGAAUUGAAUGUGAAGGCAAACGAUCUGAAAGAACGUCUUUCUGCAGUGGCAAUAGAGAGAUCGAAGACUGGAACACGCAAAAACAUUAUAGAGAUUACACUGGGGUCCAAUUUGAGGCCUCGCAUGGAUGAAUUAAGAGACAAAAUUGAGAACAGCGCGGCCUUGAGUGAUGAUGACCUUGAGAAACGUCGCAGAGAUCUUGAAUCUGUCAUGAAAUCGAUCGAGGAAAUCACAAGCCGAACGCAAGAAAUUGACGAUGAGCUCGAAGAGACUGGAAAGGGCCUGACAGAGAAGGAGUCAAGGCUAGAGAAGCUUAAGACUGACCAACAGGAGGAUUCCCGACAAGUGCGCAAGACACAGAAGGAUGCUGAGAAAUAUGUUUCCAGGCGAAACCUUCUGGUGCGCAAGAAGGAAGACUGCACCAAGAACAUUCGCGAUCUUGGUGUGCUUCCUGAGGAAGCUUUUGAGAAAUACAAGAGUACUCCUUCUGAGAGGUUGCUGAAGCAAAUUCACAGGGUGAAUGAGGAGCUGAAAAAGUACAGCCACGUCAACAAGAAGGCCUUUGAGCAGUACAGCAAUUUUACAAAGCAACGUGAUUCAUUGAACCAGCGGAAGGACGAGUUGGACGCCUCAGAAGCUGCAAUUCGCGAACUGAUCCAAACCUUGGACCAGCGAAAGGAUGAGGCCAUUGAGCGUACGUUCAAACAAGUGGCGAAGAACUUUUCAGAGGUGUUCCUGAAACUUGUCCCUGCGGGUCGCGGUCGGCUGAUUAUGCAGCGCAAGAUGGAUCAGACGGCGCCUGACGUUGAUGAGGAUGAGGAUGAAGAUCAGGGUCACGAGGCCUCUGCGAUCGAUAACUACACAGGCAUAGCGAUUCAGGUGUCGUUCAACAGCAAAAUGAACGAGGGUCUCCGCAUGCAACAGCUCUCAGGAGGCCAAAAAUCGCUUGUGGCAUUAACGCUCAUCUUUGCCAUCCAGCAGUGUGAUCCUGCACCGUUCUAUUUGUUUGACGAAAUCGAUGCCAACCUAGAUGCGGCACAUCGUACUGCCGUGGCCGCUAUGAUCCACUCGCUCGCCGAAAAUGCACAAUUUAUUACGACAACAUUCCGACCCGAGAUGCUGACAAAUGCGGACAAGUUCUAUGGUGUCACCUUCCAAAACAAGGUAUCAAUGGUCAAUGCGAUCACGAAGGAGGAGGCUUUGGACUUUGUGGAGCAGGAGCGGACUCAUUGA
Gamsiella multidivaricata is the source of this 3597-nucleotide messenger RNA. Its product is annotated as chromosome segregation protein sudA. The coding region runs from base 1 to 3597 and encodes 1198 amino acids. The record is from RefSeq and is a predicted model, not a curated record. Gene Ontology annotation, molecular function: cohesin loader activity; protein binding; double-stranded DNA binding. NCBI's taxonomy places the organism in Eukaryota, Fungi, Mortierellomycota, Mortierellomycetes, Mortierellales, Mortierellaceae. Gene Ontology annotation, cellular component: chromosome. The transcript is spliced from 17 exons. Gene Ontology annotation, biological process: mitotic sister chromatid cohesion.